ACAAAUUGUUUAUUCAAAAAAUAAAUAAAAUAAUGGGGGAAAAACCCAAAUAGGAUCUCUAUAAGAAGAAAGAUACGUUGCAGUACAUUUGCAACGAUUUGGUGCAAUCUCUCUCCUCUAUCUCUCUCUUUGUGGCAAAACUGAUUGUGAGAACCAGAGAAAUGGUGGCCAAAAUGAACAAGACAGCUAUGCUUGUCAUAGACAUGCAGAAGGAUUUUAUUCUUCCAGGGAAACCCCUGCAGGUAGCUGGAGGCCAAGCUAUUAUUCCUAAUGUCAUUAAGGCAGUAGAAGUUGCAAGGGAGAGUGGCAUUCUUGUAGUCUGGGUUGUCCGGGAACAUGACCCGAUGGGAAGAGAUGUCGAAUUGUAUCGGAUGCCCAUGUAUGGUGAAGGCAAAGAAUCACCAGUUAGCCUGGGCAAUGUGGGUUCAGAACUAGUUGAGGGCUUGGAGAUCAAAAAAGGUGACUACAAGCUUGUGAAGACUCGUUUCAGUGCCUUCUUUGGUACGAACCUUCAUUCCUUUCUUCAAAGGGUUGGCAUCAAUAGCUUAGUUGUGACAGGAGUUCAAACCCCAAAUUGUGUCAGGCAAACAGUGAUCGAAGCCCUGGAGUUGGACUAUGAUCCUAUCACAGUCAUUACUGAUGCUUCCGCAGCAGCUACACCAGAAGUACAUGCUGCCAACCUUUACGACAUGAAAAAAGUUGGAAUUGCAACACCAACACUGAAGGAGUGGUGCAAAUCCAUUGCGUGAUUUUGUCUUCAACUUAUCCCUACACCCGAGCGGUUUUCUAUACUGUUGUACUCAUGAGUGAAAUGGUCCUGUAUUUUUUUCUUUUUGGGUGAAGAAAAGAUGUGUGUUUGGUUUGCUUGUCUGUUACGGGAAGUGAUGUAAUGAGUUGAACUGGCUAUUAAGGUAUGAUCUUUGUAUAAAUGGUGCCUUUGCAUGAA
This is a messenger RNA of Macadamia integrifolia, 946 nucleotides long. Its product is annotated as probable inactive nicotinamidase At3g16190. The transcript is spliced from 5 exons. Lineage: Eukaryota; Viridiplantae; Streptophyta; Magnoliopsida; Proteales; Proteaceae. The record is from RefSeq and is a predicted model, not a curated record. Bases 162 to 749 code for a protein of 195 amino acids.